Molecule: messenger RNA, 2202 nt
Organism: Ostertagia ostertagi
Lineage: Eukaryota; Metazoa; Nematoda; Chromadorea; Rhabditida; Trichostrongylidae
Source: the annotation of a GenBank genome assembly
GUCACUAAGGAGCGUACAGCGCAGUGUUUCUUGAAAGUCGAUGAAGAGUCCAUGUCAAAGUUCCACAAUAGAAUCAGACAAAUUCUUAUGUCAUCUGGGUCAACAACUUUCACGAAAAUUGUCAACAAGUGGAACACUGCCCUUAUUGGCCUCAUGACUUAUUAUAGAGAGGCUGUGGUCAACACUCAGGAACUCCUGGAUCUCUUGGUGAAAUGUGAAAAUAAAAUUCAAACUAGGAUUAAGAUUGGGCUAAACUCUAAAAUGCCAGCAAGAUUCCCGCCGGUGGUGUUCUACACGCCAAAGGAAAUUGGUGGCCUAGGUAUGCUUUCUAUGGGCCACGUGCUGAUUCCCCAGAGUGAUCUGCGUUGGAUGCAGCAGACUGACGCUGGAGGUAUCACCCACUUCCGUUCAGGAAUGACCCAUGAUGAGGACCAGCUGAUCCCCAAUCUGUAUCGAUACAUUCAGCCAUGGGAAGCCGAGUUCAUUGACUCGCAGCGUGUAUGGGCCGAAUACGCUUUGAAGCGUCAGGAAGCGAACGCCCAAAAUCGUCGUUUGACAUUGGAGGACCUUGACGAUUCGUGGGAUCGUGGUAUUCCUCGCAUCAAUACGCUCUUCCAGAAAGAUAGGCAUACUCUCGCCUAUGAUAAGGGAUGGCGCGUGAGAACUGAGUUCAAGGCAUAUCAGAUUCUGAAGCAGAACCCUUUCUGGUGGACUCACCAGCGACACGAUGGAAAAUUGUGGAACUUGAAUAACUACCGUACCGAUAUGAUCCAAGCUUUGGGUGGUGUUGAAGGAAUUCUGGAGCACACUUUGUUCAGAGGUACCUACUUCCCAACAUGGGAAGGUUUGUUCUGGGAGCGAGCGUCUGGUUUCGAAGAGUCAAUGAAAUUCAAGAAAUUGACUAAUGCUCAACGAUCUGGUUUGAAUCAAAUUCCUAAUCGUCGUUUCACAUUGUGGUGGUCUCCCACAAUCAAUCGAGCAAAUUUUACGCUUGGUUCUCAAGUGCAGCUGGAUCUCACUGGCAUUUUCAUGCACGGAAAGAUUCCGACGCUGAAGAUUUCUCUCAUACAAAUAUUCCGUGCUCACUUGUGGCAGAAAAUUCAUGAAUCUGUGGUUAUGGAUUUGUGCCAGGUUUUCGAUCAAGAAUUGGACGCACUCGAGAUUCAAACGGUGCAAAAGGAGACAAUUCAUCCUAGAAAGUCUUACAAAAUGAACAGCUCUUGUGCUGACAUCCAGUUGUUUGCCCAAUAUAAGUGGAACGUUUCUCGUCCGUCGUUGAUGGCUGACAGCAACUUGCCAAGUGGAAGACUGCAGAGGAAGUCGCUUGCUCUGAUCAGAUCAUUACCGGUUGAAGAACAACCUCGUCAAAUCAUUGUAACUCGAAAGGCUAUGCUUGAUCCUCUUGAGGUCCAUCUUCUCGAUUUUCCAAACAUUGUGAUCAAGGGAUCGGAGUUGAUGUUGCCAUUCCAAGCAAUCAUGAAGGUCGAGAAGUUUGGUGACUUGAUUCUGAAGGCAACCGAGCCUCAAAUGGUUCUUUUCAAUCUAUACGACGAUUGGCUCAAGACUAUAUCAAGUUAUACAGCAUUUUCUCGAGUUAUUUUGAUAAUGCGUGGUAUGCACAUCAAUCCUGACAAAACAAAGGUGAUUUUGAAGCCGGACAAAACAACAAUCACUGAGCCUCACCACAUCUGGCCUUCACUAAUUGAUGAGGAGUGGAUUAAGGUUGAGUUGGCUCUCAAAGACAUGAUUUUGGCUGAUUACGGUAAAAAGAACAAUGUAAACGUCGCGUCCUUGACGCAGUCUGAAGUAAGAGACAUCAUCCUUGGUAUGGAAAUAUCUGCCCCAAGUCAACAAAGACAGCAAAUUGCCGACAUUGAGAAGCAAACGAAGGAGCAGAGUCAGGUUACGGCCACGACUACUCGCACGGUUAACAAGCACGGAGACGAAAUAAUCACUGCGACGACCUCCAAUUAUGAAGCUGCUACGUUCGCCAGUCGUACAGAGUGGAGGAUUCGCGCCAUUUCCGCCACGAAUCUGCAUUUGAGAACUCAGCAUAUUUAUGUGAGCUCUGAUGAUGUCAAGGAUACAGGAUUCACAUACAUCCUUCCGAAGAAUGUUCUUAAAAAGUUUAUCACUAUAUCGGAUCUCAGAACACAGAUUGGCGGCUUCUUAUACGGUGUUUCACCUGCUGACAAUCCGCAG